CUUCGGGAAGACGGUUUUAACCAUAUAGUUGUUAAGAUUAUAUUUCCUACAACGACCUCGACGGCGGAAAAGAAGAUGCUUUUGAGAUGUCUUCCCCUGGUAGCUUAGAGGAUCCCACGACACUGCAGUCUCCAAGAGGACAGCUUUGCUGAGAUUUCCAGAAAUACGUAGUAGGAAACGUGAAAAUUACCAGGAGACUUAACAGAAAUAAAGUGCAAAAUCAUUGCGCAGGGCCGCUGUGAUGGCCGAGGACCGCGUGGGUGGCAAGGUGUCGGUGGCCCUGUGCGGGGUGUGUUGCCGGCCAAUCUGUGACAGGUACAUCAUGCGAGUGGUGGACGUGUCAUACCACGAACGCUGCCUGCAGUGCAGUGUUUGUGGAGCACGUCUUGCCCACACCUGCUUCACUCGCGACUCCAAACUUUACUGUCGACUCGACUAUGACAGAAUGUACGUGAAAAAGUGCCUGGGAUGUUCGGAGCGUAUUGGUCCCACUGAGUAUGUGAUGCGAGCUCUGGACAGUGUGUUCCAUGUCACGUGCUUCGUGUGUGUGGUGUGCGGAGUUCGACUUACGAAAGGCAGCGAGUUCGUCAUCAAGCAGGGCCAGCUUUUCUGUCUUCCGGACUACGAGAAGGAGGUGGAAAUGCUGCAGGGGUACGCCCAAGGCGAAUAUACGUGUGACGAUCUGGUGCCGGCCGCCAGAGCUCAGGACGGUCGGCGAGGUCCGAAAAGGCCGCGAACUAUCCUGACGACACAGCAACGCCGUGCCUUCAAGGCCUCGUUCGAAAUAAGCCCGAAGCCCUGUCGGAAAGUGAGGGAAGCUCUGGCCAAGGAGACUGGCCUCAGCGUUCGGAUCGUGCAGGUCUGGUUCCAAAAUCAAAGAGCGAAAAUGAAGAAAAUCCAGAAGAAAGCAAGACAAGAAAACAAGAACAUCAAAGAAGACGAAUGUAGUGAUGACAAAGGCCAGAAAACAAAGGUCAAAGAAGAAGAACAAAGUCCGCCUGGAACGGCGUCCUUCCUCAACGACAGCUGCAGCGACACAGAACCUGGGAGUUUGCACGCAGGGCCUGGGGGAGACGGCUAUCACCCUCAUACUCACCCCCAACCACCCGCACCCGGCGAUCAGAAUUGUGAUGACCAUCACCAUCACCAUCACUUCCUCCCCAUCAAAGAAGAACUUCUAGAGAACGAAGACACGGCGUUCUACAGCAACAAGAGCGCGGAGGUGAACGACAACCAACACCCGGUGCACACGCACCAGCAAGACUUCAACUCAGGGGGCAGUCAACACGACGGCAGUAAAAUGGACAACGGGUUUAUCGGCUACCCCUACAACGGGGGUGAAAAUGCGUCACUGGAGUCUAACAACCACCAUCAUCCUCACCACCAUCACCACCAUCAUCACCAUCACAAUCACAUAUUCCUUCACCAACAGGCUCCGUCUCUUCAAGGUCUGAACCCGAUUGACCGACUGUACUCAAUGCAGACUUCGUACUUCUGCGGUGAAGAAUCCUCUCUCGCAGAUCAAUAAUCGAUAUCCAUGUGAAUUUUUGCGUUCGUCAUAAAAAAGUGAUAUGGCUUCUCAGCUGUGAACUUCCUUUACGGAUUACAUAGUCUACUGUUUUGGUGUACAUGACCUUUGAUCUUCAGGUACUUAAGGACUGACGAUGGCAUCUCCUUUGAAAGGGAUUUUAGAAGUAACCACUAAAACAAGAUACUUCUUUCUGCUUCUUAUUCGAUGGUCUGAUAUACGCUAUAGGCCUAUACUCUCCCUUAAAGUGGCAAACGUGACUUUCGAACCUAAAAGUAAGACUAAAAUGUCUCUUGCAAGAUUUAUACCGGAUAGCCUAUUGGAUAAAAUUAUAUGUACCUUGCUUCAUAAAUUCCAGCUGAAAGGUAAAAUUAAUAAAAUCUUCUCGGACAAUCAGCCGCGUUAGCUGGUUAUCGUAGUAAACCGACGUUUUGAGAACAAACUCUGUCCCCAACUUCAGAGUUGCACAGGCGACUUCCGAGGAUCCAGUCACAUCAGAACCCUGAAGAUGGGGACAGAGUUUGUUCCCGUAACGUCGAUUUACUACGAUAACCAGCUAACGCGGCUGAUUGUCCGAGAAGAUUUUAUUGAAUGUACUCGCCGCGAAAGUCUCAAAUCCUGAAAGGCAAAAUGUUUUCAAGUGCAAGUCCUUAGGAGUUUGGUAAGAUAUUGUACAUUUUAGACGUUUAAAUCCAGAAAUAUCAGUUCACUUGAUUAAUGAGGUCAGACUGUGCCUAUAGAAAAUUAUGGUGCAGUGGACACAAGUUACGCUUAAAUGAAAGAAUUUCGGAUUUCAUUACCACAGUCAGAUUAUCCUGAACAACGUGUUUUGCUGUUCCUGCACAGUGCUUAAAGAAAUAUUUACUUAUUUCAAAUAGAUUUCAGUCGUUAGAAAUUACCACCCUAAUAUCUGUCACAAUCUCAAAGUCUAACAAUAUAUGAUCACCAGAAGAUUUUGUAAGAAUGUAAUUUACCUUAAAUAUUUUAUCUCAUAUAGUACGGAGUAAAAAAUUUAAACAAUUUUUAUUAUUUCAUUUGUAGGCGACAGUACAUUGACAUUGCUGAAUCAUCUGCAUUCUACGAAUGUCUAAUCUAUAUGUUUAGGUCCGCAUAGCAUCGAGUAUUUAUGUUCCAAUACUUCUGCGUGUAUAUAUUGUUUUCUGAAUUGUUUAACACAUCUUAGGUCAGUAUGAUACUACAUUGUCUUGCUGGCUGCCCUCAACUAUGGAAGAGAAUUUGUUAAUUUUUAUACCUACAGAACGUCUCAUUUAGAUUGAAAAUUCGAGUAAGACCAGUUUCAGGCUUUCAGCAAUGGCGAAUGUAAGUGGUGUGGAUCAUGCACAUUUAAUUAAGAAAGAGCUUUCUUCAUCCACAGGAAAAUUAUCACAUAUUUAUAUCACAGCCUGACAAAAAUAAAACUGAAGAGAACUAAUGGGAACGUGUUAGUGCUCAUGUUACAACGUGAAUUGGCAGCAACUGGGACAGUUAAAAUAGUGUUGGUAAUACUAACAUGACUAACGAAAGUUCAUUUCAGUUGAAUUGCUUUUUGAACAGUGUAUAUAACAAUAAAAUUGCCACGAACAAGCAUA
Zootermopsis nevadensis is the source of this 3117-nucleotide messenger RNA. Its product is annotated as LIM homeobox transcription factor 1-beta.1. Gene Ontology annotation, cellular component: nucleus. Gene Ontology annotation, molecular function: DNA-binding transcription factor activity, RNA polymerase II-specific; RNA polymerase II transcription regulatory region sequence-specific DNA binding. The record is from RefSeq and is a predicted model, not a curated record. NCBI's taxonomy places the organism in Eukaryota, Metazoa, Arthropoda, Insecta, Blattodea, Termopsidae. Gene Ontology annotation, biological process: regulation of transcription by RNA polymerase II; neuron differentiation.